Linepithema humile (Argentine ant) is the source of this 696-nucleotide messenger RNA. It is a transcript of the gene pasi1, whose product is annotated as pasiflora 1. The record is from RefSeq and is a predicted model, not a curated record. Lineage: Eukaryota; Metazoa; Arthropoda; Insecta; Hymenoptera; Formicidae.
ACCGCCAAGAGAAGUGUGAUUUUGGAAAAUAAAUUGGUGUUCAGUCACAUGAAUCACAAUUGUAUCACAUCGUGUGCCAUGGCAUUGAAAAACACGCGAUCUUACGUAUCCCAAUUUUAAUAUUAUUAUUGCGUCGAGUGAGAAGUGACGUGCUUGUUUAAAAAAUCGUAAACAAUGGCAAUCUUGGAGUCCUGCUGGUCACCGUGCGUUUGGUCAAACAGUGUUAAGUCUGGUUGCAAUGCUAUUGCAUUUUACACAGUGGCAAUUAGUAUUGUCCUAAUUACACUAAUUUCCUAUCAACUGGCUGGAGGUGAUUCUACGCAACUAUACAAUCCAUUAUUCGAGGCGGAUGUAAGAGGCUCUAUGCAAGUUUUUGGAGGAUUUUUCAUCUUCUAUCUAAUACUGUUGAUUAUUUGCGCCUUAUUAUUGGUUUACGGCGUAAGAAAAAUAGUACGUGGAUGGUUAUUGCCAUGGCUUAUUAUGUGGUUCAUCGUCUGCCUGUUUCAAUUCGUCUUCGGAUUGUGGCUUUUAGGCGGCUACUAUAUCUAUUUGGACUCCGUGUUUGCGACAUUAUGCCUCUGGCUUUGGAUGUCUUACAACAUAUAUUGUUGGCUGGUUGUUUUUUCAAUGUACAAAAUAUUCGCAAAAAUGCAAUCUCCCAACAUAGAACUUUUAUGGCCUUGAAGAAGAGUACAA